CUGUUCAGAAACCGAAAACUCACGAGUUUCAAAUCUCAGGGUAAGUCAACUCAGAGUUUUAAUUAGUUUGUUGAACCUCCUUUCUGGAAAACACCCGCAGAUCUCUACAUCAUAAGCAUCGCCGUCAGACCCGCUCAAUAGAUUGCAACUUCAGUCGAUCCGGUCAUCAUACAGAUCGAUGACUUCUGCGCGCGGAUCCAGACGAGAGACGUGCUUCCUACGAGACUCAGCAAUGGAUGUCAGUCGCGGUGUUAAAACGGCUAGAGAGUGGCUCGGAGUGUUUUGCACUCUUCUAUUACUCACCGAGUCGGUUCUGUGUGACGGUGCAGACUGGAAGAAGGAGCAGGAGUGUUAUAAUUACGCCGGAGGACACGUUUAUCCCGGAGAGGCUUUCCGCGUCCCCGUCUCUGAUCAUUCCCUUCACCUGAGCAAAGCAAAAAUUUCAAAACCAGCUCCGCACUGGGAAGGAACAGCUGUGAUCAACGGCGAGUUUAAGGAGCUGAAACUGUCCGAUUACAAAGGAAAAUACCUGGUUUUCUUCUUCUACCCUCUGGACUUCACGUUUGUGUGUCCCACUGAGAUCAUCGCCUUCAGUGAUCGGGUGCAUGAGUUUCAGGCCAUCAACGCAGAGGUGGUCGCCUGCUCGGUGGACUCUCAGUUUACACACCUGGCCUGGAUCAACACGCCCAGGAAACAAGGAGGUCUCGGACCAAUGAAGAUCCCUCUUCUUUCUGACCUCACUCAUCAGAUAUCCAAAGACUAUGGUGUGUUUCUUGAGGAUCAGGGACACACGCUCAGAGGACUCUUCAUCAUCGACGAUAAAGGUGUCCUCCGACAGAUCACCAUGAACGACCUGCCGGUGGGACGCUCUGUUGACGAGACCCUCAGGCUGGUGCAGGCCUUCCAGUACACCGAUAAACACGGAGAAGUGUGUCCUGCUGGAUGGAAGCCUGGCAGUGAUACGAUUAUCCCGGACCCUUCAGGAAAACUCAAGUACUUUGAUAAACUCAACUGAGCGUAAUGUUUCACUACACGUUUGUUCUGAGGACUGUUUUUGAAACGCAGAAUAAAAGGAGAGUUUUGAUAAA
Molecule: messenger RNA, 1088 nt
Organism: Carassius gibelio (silver crucian carp)
Lineage: Eukaryota; Metazoa; Chordata; Actinopteri; Cypriniformes; Cyprinidae
Product: peroxiredoxin-4
Exons: 7
Coding region: 179-1015 (278 amino acids)
Biological process (GO): hydrogen peroxide catabolic process; cellular response to stress; cell redox homeostasis
Cellular component (GO): endoplasmic reticulum; cytosol
Molecular function (GO): thioredoxin peroxidase activity
Source: RefSeq, a predicted model, not a curated record